AUGGCACGUCCCUUCAUCGCCAUUUUGCUGUCGUUGAACCCUAGAAGCCAAAAGAUUGUUAAUAAAAAUUGUAUCAAGCCGCUCAGCGGCGAUCUGAUUUCAUUUAUUACUGUUGUAAAGUGAAGCCGGCGCCAUGUACCUUUACAAUUUAACUCUACAAGGCUCUACAGCCAUUACACAUGCCGUUCACGGCAAUUUCUCGGGAACAAAACAGCAAGAAAUAGUGAUAUCACGUGGUAAAAUACUGGAACUUCUUCGACCAGACCCAAACACCGGCAAAGUUCAUACCCUGCUGAAAGUGGAAAUAUUCGGCAUAAUCCGCUCUAUGAUGUCGUUUAGGCUCACAGGAGGCACGAAAGAUUACAUAGUUAUUGGCUCAGAUUCUGGACGUAUUGUUAUAUUGGAGUACAUUCCAGCCAAAAAUAUUAUGGAAAAAGUCCAUCAAGAGACAUUUGGCAAGUCAGGUUGCAGACGCAUUGUACCUGGUCAAUAUCUGGCCAUUGAUCCUAAGGGCAGAGCUGUUAUGAUUGGUGCAAUUGAAAAGCAGAAAUUAGUAUACAUUUUGAACAGAGACGCAGAAGCAAGGUUGACAAUUUCAUCACCAUUGGAAGCUCACAAAUCUAACACACUUGUUUAUCACAUGGUUGGUGUGGAUGUAGGCUUUGAGAACCCCAUGUUUGCUUGUCUAGAGAUUGACUAUGAAGAGGCAGAUGCUGACCCUACAGGUGAAGCAGCCCAAAAAACACAACAAACACUAACAUUCUAUGAGUUAGACUUAGGAUUGAACCAUGUUGUCCGAAAGUAUAGUGAACCAUUAGAAGAGCAUGCCAACUUCUUGAUAACAGUACCUGGUGGUAAUGACGGACCAUCUGGUGUUUUGAUUUGUUCAGAAAAUUAUUUGACAUACAAAAACUUGGGUGAUCAGCAUGAUAUACGAUGUCCCAUACCCCGACGAAGAAAUGACUUGGAUGACCCAGAAAGAGGAAUGAUAUUUGUAUGUUCAGCAACACACAAGACAAAGUCAAUGUUCUUCUUCUUAGCCCAAACAGAACAAGGAGACAUCUUCAAAAUUACCAUAGAAACUGAUGAGGAUAUGGUCACAGAAAUUAAACUGAAAUACUUUGACACUGUCCCAGUGGCUUCAGCAAUGUGUGUUUUAAAAACGGGAUUCCUGUUUGUUGCCUGUGAAUUUGGGAACCACUAUUUGUACCAAAUUGCACAUUUGGGAGAUGAAGAUGAUGAACCAGAAUUCAGUUCAGCAAUGCCAUUAGAAGAAGGCGACACUUUCUUCUUUGCCCCAAGGCCCCUAAGAAAUUUGGUGCUUGUUGAUGAAUUGGACUCGUUAUCUCCUGUGUUAGCUUGCCAUGUAGCAGAUUUGGCUGGAGAGGAUACUCCACAAGUAUAUCUAGCAUGUGGAAGAGGCCCCAGGUCCUCCUUGCGAGCCCUCAGGCAUGGUUUAGAAGUGGCAGAGAUGGCUGUUUCAGAACUACCAGGUUCACCAAAUGCUGUUUGGACUGUCAGAAGACACAAGGAUGAGGAGUAUGACUCUUACAUCAUAGUAUCGUUCGUAAAUGCUACGCUUGUGCUGUCUAUCGGCGAAACUGUGGAAGAAGUAACAGACUCUGGUUUCCUGGGAACGACCCCGACACUCAGUUGUCAUGCUAUGGGCAAUGAUGCUCUUGUACAAGUCUACCCUGAUGGUAUUCGGCACAUUCGCGCUGACAAGCGUGUAAACGAGUGGAAAGCCCCAGGCAAGAAGACUAUCGUCAAAUGCGCUGUCAAUCAAAGGCAGGUCGUGAUUGCUUUGACUGGUGGAGAACUCGUCUACUUUGAGAUGGACCCUACUGGUCAACUGAAUGAGUACACAGAGAGGAAGAAAUUGUCAUCCGACGUAUCUUGCAUGGCACUAGGCUCAGUAGCCAUCGGCGAACAGAGGGCUUGGUUUUUAGCAGUGGGGCUCAGUGACAACACUGUCAGGAUCAUCUCUUUAGAUCCUUCAGACUGCUUGUCACCUAGAUCUAUGCAAGCCUUGCCUGCCGGCGCAGAGUCUUUGUGCAUCGUAGAGCAACCGUUUGAGAGUGGCGCUAAGUCUGCAUUACAUUUAAACAUAGGUUUAAGCAAUGGUGUGCUACUACGUACAACGCUGGACAGCGUAAGUGGUGAUUUGGCAGACACGAGAACCAGGUACUUAGGCUCAAGACCAGUAAAGCUAUUCAAAGUGCGUGUUCAGGCAUCCGAAGCUGUGCUAGCAGUGUCAUCAAGAACCUGGCUUGGAUACCACUACCAAAAUCGCUUUCAUCUUACACCACUGUCAUAUGAAUGCUUGGAAUAUGCUGCAGGAUUUAGUUCGGAGCAAUGCGCGGAAGGUAUCGUAGCGAUCUCAUCCAAUACUCUGCGAAUCUUAGCCCUCGAAAAACUGGGAGCCGUCUUUAACCAAAUGUAUCUUGCGCUUGAGUACACUCCGAGAAAAUUCGUCAUCAACUCUGACAACAAUCACAUCAUUAUUCUUGAGACUGAUCACAAUGCUUACACUGAAGAAAUGAAAAAACAGAGAAGAGUCCAAAUGGCACAAGAAAUGAGAGAAGCUGCUGCAGGAGGUGGGCCAGAAGAGCAACAGCUAGCCAGUGAGAUGGCAGAUGCUUUCUUAUCCGACGUUCUGCCUGAAAACAUUUUCUCGUCACCAAAAGCUGGUGUAGGUAUGUGGGCGUCGCAAAUCCGCGUAGUGGACAUGGGCGCGAGUGGCGUGCAGCCGAGCACGCAGUUCAAGCUUCAGCUGGAGCAGAACGAGGCGGCAGUGUCGCUGUGCAUCGUGCGCUGGGCAUGUCACGCCGAACACGCGCUGCCACACCUCGUCGUCGGCGUCGCCAAGGACAUGAUCCUCUCGCCGCGCUCUUGCACUGAGGGCAGUCUACACGUGUAUAAGAUUUAUGGGAAUACAGGAAAAUUAGAACUAGUUCACAAAACACCCGUAGAUGAAUACCCGGGAGCUUUGGCAGCGUUUAACGGCAGAUUAUUGGCCGGAGUUGGCCGCAUGCUGCGACUGUACGACAUAGGUAGAAGAAAGCUAUUGCGCAAGUGCGAAAACAGACACAUUCCAAAUCUCAUUGUCGAUAUUAAAACUAUUGGUCAGAGAGUAUUCGUCUCGGACGUACAAGAAUCAGUAUUUUGCGUAAAGUACAAAAAGAGAGAAAACCAGUUGAUAAUUUUCGCUGACGACACAAAUCCGAGAUGGAUCACAAACACUUGCAUCUUGGAUUAUGAUACAGUCGCGAUGUCUGACAAAUUUGGAAAUGUAGCCGUGCUGAGAUUACCACAUUCCGUGUCCGAUGAUGUCGAUGAAGAUCCCACAGGCAAUAAAGCUUUAUGGGACAGAGGUCUUUUGAACGGCGCAUCACAGAAAGGAGAAAUCACUGUGAACUUCAAUGUAGGCGAAACAGUGACAUCGCUGCAACGAGCAACAUUGAUACCUGGAGGCUCUGAAGCAUUGCUCUACGCAACAAUCAGCGGGUCUCUCGGAGUUUUCUUACCAUUCACGUCACGGGAAGAUCAUGACUUCUUCCAACAUCUGGAAAUGCAUAUGAGAAGUGAAAACUCGCCGCUGUGUGGCCGAGACCACCUAUCAUUUCGAAGUUAUUACUAUCCAGUGAAGAAUGUAAUAGACGGCGACCUCUGCGAGCAGUUCAACUCGUUGGAGCCUGCAAAACAAAAGGCCAUAGCUGGCGACUUGGAACGAACGCCGGCGGAGGUCUCGAAAAAACUUGAAGAUAUCAGAACCAGAUACGCGUUCUAAUUCCUUGUGUACCUUU
Molecule: messenger RNA, 3806 nt
Organism: Hyposmocoma kahamanoa
Lineage: Eukaryota; Metazoa; Arthropoda; Insecta; Lepidoptera; Cosmopterigidae
Gene: Sf3b3
Product: splicing factor 3B subunit 3
Exons: 17
Coding region: 134-3790 (1218 amino acids)
Biological process (GO): mRNA splicing, via spliceosome
Cellular component (GO): nucleus; U2 snRNP
Molecular function (GO): U2 snRNA binding; protein binding
Source: RefSeq, a predicted model, not a curated record